Drosophila teissieri is the source of this 1065-nucleotide messenger RNA. RefSeq lists its product as uncharacterized. Gene Ontology annotation, molecular function: nucleic acid binding; RNA-DNA hybrid ribonuclease activity. Lineage: Eukaryota; Metazoa; Arthropoda; Insecta; Diptera; Drosophilidae. Gene Ontology annotation, biological process: DNA replication, removal of RNA primer. The transcript has a single exon. The record is from RefSeq and is a predicted model, not a curated record. The coding region runs from base 1 to 1065 and encodes 354 amino acids.
AUGGAGAGAACCCAGCGGCAGGCACUGUUCUGCAUAACAGGGGCGCUGAGGUCAACCCCCACAAAUGCACUCGAAACUAUAGUUGGAGUUGAUCCCCUAGACAUCCAAGCGCAGAUGAUCGCAGGAAAGGCUGCACAACGCCUGGUUACAUCAGAACAUAUGUCUCUACAAGGACUCGGGCAUAGUUCAAUUGGUCGAGACAUGAGCAGCAUAUCUGACCACAUAGUCACCAGAACGAGCCCGGAUGUAAGAACAACAACAUUUAUGGGACCAGACGACUGGAAAACAGGUCAGGGCCAUGCUCAACACCUCAAUAUAUACACGGACGGCUCCAAGAUGGAAGGAGGAGUUGGAGCGGGAAUAUACUGUACAGACCCUGAAAUGAGGCUGUCGUAUAAACUACCGAGCCAAUGCAGCAUAUUCCAGGCGGAAGUAUUCGCCAUAGGGAAAGCUGCAGAGCUUGCGCAGAGCAUUGACCGCCCACAUGAAGCGGUUAACUUGUUCGUAGACAGUCAAACGGCGAUAAGAUCCAUGCAAUCGUCAGCGGUCAGUUCCAAAAGUGUACUGGCAAGCAGGGAGGCAAAAGAUAUCCUUACCACGACCACGUCAGUGCGGAUCUACUGGGUUCCCAGCCACCAGGGCAUCGAUGGUAAUGAGACGGCAGACGAACUUGCAAAGGAAGGCGUUGGACUGGCGAAUGAAAGAUCAGAAAUCGUUCCUGUCUCCCUUAGAACACUCCAAAGCGAACUGGAAAGACGGGCCGACACACGAGCCAAAAGCAGAUGGAGAAGAACUUCCACCACCUGCAAAAUUUCAAAAAUCAUGUGCAAAGAGCGCAACGCAAAACUCAGUCACUACGUGCUGCAUCUUCCAAGGAAAGACUACAGACUGCUAGUGGGAAUUAUUACAGGUCACUGCCUAGCUGCGGCACACACAGUCAAACUCGGCAUUACCAACAACGCCAAAUGCCGGAAAUGUGACGAAUUCGAGGCAAUUGAGACCUUGGAGCAUCUCAUUUGCAAGUGUCCGGCCCUAACAAGGGCGCUUCGGUUCUGGCAUCGGUAG